Molecule: messenger RNA, 1579 nt
Organism: Musa acuminata AAA Group (dessert banana)
Lineage: Eukaryota; Viridiplantae; Streptophyta; Magnoliopsida; Zingiberales; Musaceae
Product: zinc finger protein ZAT4-like
Exons: 1
Coding region: 119-1579 (486 amino acids)
Source: RefSeq, a predicted model, not a curated record
AGAGAGAGAGAGAGGAAGAGGAGAAGCUUAGUCUUGCACCAUACAAACCUCUGCUUACCCCGUUCCGCCUUCAACCGCAACCAUUACAAAGCCUCCACCCUUCUCUGUUCUUCUUCUGAUGGCAAUGGUGAUGGACCAGCAACAGCCAGAGCAACAGCAGCAGCAGCAGACGUACAGGCACUAUUGCCGGAUAUGCAAGAAGGGGUUUGGCUGCGGGCGCGCCCUCGGGGGCCACAUGCGCGCUCACGGGAUCGUCGACGACUACGCGGCCGACGCUGAGGAUGACCCCUCCGGCUGCAGCGACUGGGAUGGCAGGAUGAAUUCGGCGGCCGCCGGCACCAAGCGGAUGUACGCGCUCCGCACCAACCCCGCCCGCCUCAGGAGCUGCCGCGUCUGCGAGAACUGCGGCAAGGAGUUCCUGUCGUGGAAGUCAUUCCUCGAGCACGGCAGAUGCAGCUCCGAGGAGGAGGAAGAGGAGGAGGAGGAAGAGGGCUACGAGUCUGUGCCCGCCUCGUCCAGGUCCGAGGGUGACGUCGAUCUCGCGGGGUGGAGUAAGGGCAAGCGAUCCCGGCGCGCGAAGGUGGUCGGGAUGAGCGAAGAGGAGGACCUCGCCAGCUGCCUGAUGAUGCUGUCCGCCGCCCGUGUCGAGCCGGCGGCUAUCGCCGAGACCGAGGAGUCGUGUGCGUCCGCGAGCAAGGAGGACGACCGGCGGCAGCAAACGGUCGCGGUCGGUGUCACGACGGAGAUUCCUCAGGGUCCUGCAUUCUUGCCGCCGGCGCAACCGAGCGUUCCCAGGGGGACGUUCGAGUGCAAGGCUUGCAAGAAGGUCUUCAGCUCGCACCAGGCGCUGGGGGGCCACCGGGCCAGCCACAAGAAGGUCAAAGGCUGCUUCGCCGUCAAGCACGACGGCCUCGACGAGGCCCCGCCCGACGACGAGGUGAUCACCCACGAGAACGUGGCGGCCGCAUCGACCUCGACGGCGAUCGUGCCGUUCGAUGACCCGGCUCCCCUGGCCAUUACGCCGCUCAGAAAGAGGUCGAAGGUGCACGAGUGCUCCAUCUGCCACCGCGUGUUCACGUCGGGGCAGGCGUUGGGCGGGCACAAGCGGUGCCACUGGAUCACGUCCAGUUCGCCGGACCCCGGCCUAAAGCUCCAACCCUUACCGCACCACGCCAACCUUCCCCACCAGCUGACGCUUAGACCCAUGUUCGAUGAACCUCUCGAUCUCAACCAGCCUGCGCGCGCCGAUGAGAUCGCUCGAGGGACGAGGGACAUCGGGAGUCCAUUACGACUCCAAAUGCCUGCAGCGAUCUACUUACAGGCAUGGAUCGAUCGCCGCGACGUCGGCAGAAACAGAGCCUGUGCCACCAGCAGUGACAAGAACGACGAUCACAAUAACGUCCACGGCAAGGACGACAACAACACCGAGAUGUCUGGUCUCAACGUGGACGACGAAGUGGACAGCAAAGUAAAGAGAGCGAAGCUGAGCGAGCUGAAGGACAUCAACAUGGGAGAAGACAGCUCCCCUUGGUUGCAGGUGGGGAUUGGUUCGUCUGCCAACGAGAGCAGUGAAGCAUGA